UGUGUUUUUGUGUGCGAGUGCGGACGUACAUCAACACCCGUAGCAAUGAGUUAUAAGAGAAGCGGAUGAUGACAUCGUCACACCCAAGCUCCAGUUGUGAAAACUCAUUUACUCUUUUACAAAAUUAAAAUUCAACAUUUUUUAAAAGUCUAUGGCGGAACAGAUCUGAUAAUACUGGGUGCUUAAGGCGAAGACGUUUCAUAUUUUAAGAGAAACAAUGGGAUGUAACUGCAGUUCGGACUAUUCAGACAGCGACUGGAUCGAGAACUUGGAUGAAAUCUGUGAACACUGCAACUGUCCGAUCCCUCCCCAGUCAUCCAAUCCAUACACAGAUCAGCUGAUUCCAUACCCAUCACAGAAUACCCCUCCUAUGUCUCCUUUAUCAGACAACCUUGUAAUGGCCAUAUACAGCUACGAACCCAACCAUGAUGGCGAUCUGGGCUUUGAGAAGGGAGAAAAACUCAAAAUCAUCAACAAGGAUGAUCCAGAGUGGUAUUUGGCAGAGUCUCUCACCACAGGCCAGAGAGGCUACAUCCCAUACAACUUUGUCGCAAUGAACACAGUGGAGACAGAACCGUGGUUCUUUAAGAACAUUUCUAGAAAUGAUGCCAUGAGGCUCCUGCUCGCUCCUGGGAACACACAGGGAUCUUUCCUGAUCCGAGAGAGCGAGACAACCCCAGGUUCAUACUCUUUAUCAGUGAGAGACUUGGACCACAACACAGGUGAGGGUGUCAAGCACUACAGGAUACGCAAGAUGGACAAUGGUGGUUUCUACAUCACCGCCAAGAUAUCCUUUAAUUCCCUGAAGGAGCUUGUCCAGCAUCACUCACGCGAUUCAGACGGUUUGUGUACAAAGCUGGUGAAGCCGUGCCAGUCUAGGGCGCCACAGAAACCCUGGUGGCAGGAUGAAUGGGAGAUUCCACGUGAGUCUCUAAAGAUGGAGCGUAGGCUUGGAGCUGGCCAGUUCGGAGAAGUCUGGAUGGGUGUCUACAACAAUGACCGAAAGGUGGCCAUCAAGAAUCUGAAGAUGGGUACAAUGUCAGUGGAAGCUUUCCUGGCAGAGGCUAACAUGAUGAAGAACCUGCAGCAUCCUCGCCUUGUCCGUCUCUUUGCUGUGGUUAGCCAGGAGCCCAUCUGUAUUGUAACAGAGUACAUGGAAAAUGGUAGCCUUGUGGAUUACCUAAAAACGACACAGGGAAGCAAUCUGCCCAUGACCACACUGAUAGACAUGUCAUCUCAGGUGGCAGACGGCAUGUCCUUCAUUGAGGAGAAAAAUUACAUCCACCGAGACUUGCGGGCUGCAAAUAUUUUGGUAUCUCAUGAACAAAUUUGUAAGAUCGCCGACUUUGGACUUGCAAGACUGAUUGAGGACAAUGAAUACACAGCCAGAGAAGGUACAAAGUUCCCCAUCAAAUGGACUUCCCCAGAAGCGAUAAACUAUGGCACAUUUUCCAUAAAAUCUGAUGUGUGGUCAUUUGGGAUCCUCUUGACAGAAAUAGUGACAUAUGGACGUAUUCCUUACCCUGGCAUGUCCAACCCAGAGGUAAUCCAGAACCUGGAUCGGGGAUACAGAAUGCCCAAGCCGGAGAACUGCCCUGAUAGCCUGUAUGAUGUCAUGUUUAUGUGCUGGAAUGAAAACCCAGAGAACAGGCCUACAUUUGAAUACCUGAGGAACGUACUCGAAGACUUCUUCACAUCUACAGAGAGACAGUACCAGGAAUAGCCCAGCUAGGGCAAAAAAA
Molecule: messenger RNA, 1742 nt
Organism: Sphaeramia orbicularis (orbiculate cardinalfish)
Lineage: Eukaryota; Metazoa; Chordata; Actinopteri; Kurtiformes; Apogonidae
Gene: lck
Product: LCK proto-oncogene, Src family tyrosine kinase
Exons: 13
Coding region: 218-1723 (501 amino acids)
Biological process (GO): protein phosphorylation
Molecular function (GO): ATP binding; protein binding; protein tyrosine kinase activity
Source: RefSeq, a predicted model, not a curated record